UGUCCCAUCCUACUCACCUCACCGGCGGCUCCAGCUCAGCCACCACCUCCGCGCCUACUAAAAUGGCCGCCGGAUCUCGCCGCGCGCGAAGGCGACCGCGCCGCCGGAGAUGAAGCGCCGCCACCUUCCGCCGGUGCUCGUCCUCCUCCUUGCGCUCUCGCUCCUCUCCCUCCCCUUCCGCCGCCGCCUGUUCCUCCCCCGCGGCCCGUCCCAGUACUACGCGGGCGGCGACGCGCUCCUCCGUAGGCUCGCGGCCGCCGACGCAGGUGGGGACCAGGUCCGCGCCGAGGCCGCCGCGCUGGUCGCAAAUGCCUCGGUGUCCUCCUUCCCCAGCAUCGGCAACCGCUACCGCCUCCUCUACCUCCGCCUGCCUUACCACACCAACGCCACCUCCGCGCCGCGGCAGCGGGCCGUCUCCCGCCUCCGCGUCCCCUUCGAGACGGUCCCCGACGACGGCGCCCUCCUCGCCGCGUUCCGCGCCUCCCUCCGCUCGUUCCUCCUCGCGCGACGCCAGCUCCGGCGCCGGGGCGGCGACGACGACGAUGUCGUCGCCGGCGUCGCCAUGGGCGGCAUUGGGGACCUCCUCGACCGCCACCCGCGGCGGGAGCGGUUCCCCACCUGCGCCGUCGUCGGGAACAGCGGCAUUCUCCUCGGCUCCGGCCGGGGCGGGCAGAUCGACGCGCACGACCUCGUCGUCCGCCUCAACAACGCCCGCGUCGCGGGUUACGCCGCCGACGUCGGCGCCAAGACCUCGCUCUCCUUCGUCAACUCCAACAUCCUCCACCGCUGCGCCGUCCGCUCCGCCGUCGCCGCCGGCGGCUGCGCCUGCCACCCCUACGGCCGCGCGGUCCCCAUGGCCAUGUACGUCUGCCAGCCGGCGCACCUCCUCGACGCGCUCAUCUGCAACGCCACCGCCACGCCGGCGUCCCCGUUCCCGCUCCUCGUCACCGACGCGCGCCUCGACGCGCUCUGCGCGCGCAUCGCCAAGUAUUACUCGAUGCGGCGGUUCGUGGCCACGACCGGGGAGCCGGCGAACAACUGGACCCGGAGGCACGACGAGAGGUACUUCCACUACUCGUCGGGGCUGCAGGCGGUGGUAAUGGCGCUGGGGGUCUGCGACGAGGUGAGCCUGUUCGGGUUCGGGAAGGCGGCGGGAGCGAAGCACCAUUACCACACCAACCAGAAGAAGGAGCUGGACCUGCACGACUACGAGGCCGAGUACCAGUUCUACCGCGACCUCCAGGCGCGGCCGGAGGCGGUGCCGUUCUUCGACGAGACGCCGGGGUUCAAGGUGCCGCCAGUGAAGCUAUACUGGUGAGUGGUGACUGGUGAAGUCAGUAACAUGUAAUUGCUACUUGUUGUACAUUUUUUACAACUAGAAUAUUUUUUAGACAUAGAGAAAUGUGUACAGUAUGGCAAUCAAAAUUUGAAAGGGAAUUAGAGAUUGGGAUGGAGCAUGUAGAGGGAAAAUUUUGUGUUGAUCAGAUGAAUCAAAAUGGUUGUAACUGUUCAUGUACAAUUUGUGUAGUACAACUGUACACUACCAUGACUGCAUGAGUAUAUACUUCAGACGCCGAACGUGUAAAUUACAGCAUUGAAAAUGUAAUGAGACUGGUUGAUUUGUCA
Molecule: messenger RNA, 1626 nt
Organism: Setaria italica (foxtail millet)
Lineage: Eukaryota; Viridiplantae; Streptophyta; Magnoliopsida; Poales; Poaceae
Product: sialyltransferase-like protein 2
Exons: 1
Coding region: 110-1318 (402 amino acids)
Molecular function (GO): sialyltransferase activity
Source: RefSeq, a predicted model, not a curated record